UAACUUGUUUGUUGAUAUUUUGUAUUGCAUCGUAUCGAUUGUUUAUACGUUUGUAUUUUUGUAUUUCAGGCUUAAAUCUCGUUGAGGAAUAUGUAAAGCAUUUAGUUGUACGUCACGAUAGUAAAAUAUCAUCGAAAUAUGGAUGAUUGUAGGAUAUGUUUAAAGUGCAGAGGCGAAAAAGAUAUAUUUGAAUUGGAAGCCGAAAAAGUAAACGAUUCAAAGAAUUUCUUGGAAAUAAUGUUUUUUUGUUUAGAUAUUGUUGUUUCACGAGACUCGAAACUGGGUAGAAAAAUGUGUUUUGAUUGCUACAGAAAAAUUAUUGAAUUUGAACAAUUUAAAACUCUUGCUUUACGAAAUAAUGCGUAUUGGCAUGAUAUACAAUUGAACGAGAACAUAACAAACGAAGUAUUACUAGAAGAUGAAAUCAAAUGCGAAAAUAAUUCUGACAAUGAUAUUAGCAACAAUAAUGAAAUUAUUGUUAAGAAUUACGACUUAUUUUCAUCAGACGAUGAGUUCCUAAGUGUUAUCAAGCAGAUUAAAUGUGAAAAUAUUUUUGCAGAAACAAAAGAAAAUGACCCUGUGGAAAAUUUUGUACCCAAAAAGAAGCAGAAAGGAAAGAAAACAAGAGUCGAUGAAAAAAGAAAUGAAAUCUGCGAGGAGUGUGGAAAGACAGUUGCAAACUUGAAACACCAUAGACGGCUUCAUAAAUCUCUUGAUGAAAGAAAAUGCUAUAAAUGUAAACAAUGUGAUAAGAAAUUCGCUAGUUACAGUGCAAGAUACAGGCAUAAUAAAGUUAAACAUCUUGGUAUAAAAUCACAAUGUGAUAUUUGUGAUAAAGAGGUAGUGAACCUACGAGCACAUAAACUGAUGACGCACAAUGUGGGAGACAUGCGGUACGUCUGUGUGCCUUGCGGUAGACGGUUCAUCUCCCAAUCGGCGUUAGAUCUGCACUCUACAAUACACACCAAGCAAUUUGCCCACACAUGUGAUAUCUGCGACAAGAAGUUCCGUUCCAAAAUAAUAAUGUUGGCGCAUAAACGGCAGGUGCAUGACAAAGAGAAAUCGCACCUUUGUCAGUUUUGUUCCAAAGGUUUCUUCAAAAAAUAUCACUUGCAGGAGCAUUUAAGGAGCCACACGAAGGAGAAGCCAUACCAGUGUCCGGAGUGCAAGAAAUUUUUCGCCACAACAAACUCUCUGAAGACGCACCGCUUUGUGCACUCUGAUGUCAAGAUGUUCGCCUGCAACCUCUGCGAUAUGACGUUCUCAAAGCCAGGGUACGUGCGUAGCCAUAUGGUCAGUCACACAAAAGAGAAGCGUUACUCGUGUAAGUACUGCGACGCGCGCUUCGGCCGCUCCGACCACCGCAAGCGGCACGAGUUCACCGCGCACGAGCGAAACUACGGCCUAACACAGAACAAAUAGAGACUAUAUUGCUGUUUGCUAAGUGUCAAGUAUUUGUGUCUCUUUCAUACUGUUUGAAAAAAACAGAGAUAGUGUUUUGUACAUAUUUUACGGUGUCGGAAUAUAAGUUGUGAAUGUUUUAGUUCUUAUUUCACUGGUUUUAAGUAAUUUUUACGCAACGCAGUACACAAACUGAAUUGAUAUAUCUAUUGUCUAUUUGUAUAUGUAUUUUUAAAAUUUUUGUACUUAUAUUUAAAAUUGUGAUGUUUAGUUGUAAAAUUCAAGAUUAUAUUGGUGUGUUGUUCAGAAUAAGUUUAUAAUAAAGAUUAUUUAUUAUU
Molecule: messenger RNA, 1739 nt
Organism: Papilio polytes (common Mormon)
Lineage: Eukaryota; Metazoa; Arthropoda; Insecta; Lepidoptera; Papilionidae
Product: oocyte zinc finger protein XlCOF6.1-like
Exons: 7
Coding region: 139-1422 (427 amino acids)
Biological process (GO): regulation of transcription by RNA polymerase II
Cellular component (GO): nucleus; chromosome
Molecular function (GO): RNA polymerase II cis-regulatory region sequence-specific DNA binding; DNA-binding transcription factor activity; zinc ion binding
Source: RefSeq, a predicted model, not a curated record